Molecule: messenger RNA, 10641 nt
Organism: Plasmodium vivax (malaria parasite P. vivax)
Lineage: Eukaryota; Apicomplexa; Aconoidasida; Haemosporida; Plasmodiidae
Exons: 1
Coding region: 1-10641 (3546 amino acids)
Source: RefSeq, a predicted model, not a curated record
AUGAGGGCGGCGCUGCUUUUCCCCCUGAGCCUGCUAUUCCUCGCAGCGCAUGAUGUCCUGUGCAGCAAAAAGAAGGGAAAGCUACUUGGGAGUUUUCCAAAGAAUAGCAACUUAGUGGAGCACCUCUCCUUUUUGGCGGAGGAAGAAUACAAAACGUUGUUGCAGGAGGUGGACAGCGAAUUAGUAAACAAAAUAAAAAGCAAAGAAAUAGUGACCAAGGAAAAUAUAGCGGCGACUUUAAAGCUGUUAGAUAAAAAGUAUAAAGAAAUUGACGAUGGAGCUAAGAAGAGGGCUAUAGCAAAUGUCAUUGUUGAUAUUAGGGAGGCUCUUCAGAAAAAUGCACCCCAAGUGGAGAAUAACAGCCAAGAUGUGGAAAGCAAAAAAGAGCUAAACAAAAGCAACUUUUUACUUAAACUAGAAAAUACAUACAUUAAGAGGGACUUGGCCAAUUUUAAAAAAAUUACAGAAGACAUAUCUAUAAGGAAAUCCUAUUUGGAUAAAAAAUUUAAAACAUGUGGUAUAUCAAGUGAGCAGUUUUUAUAUGGAGCCCCAGGAAAAAUUAACCUAUCAGAUAGUAGCAUAAGAGAGAUAGAUGACCCUCUGUUCAUUAACAUCGUAAGUAAGGCCGCAUGUCAAGAUGAUUUCUCUUCCAAUAGCGGCUCCUUCCAAUCGAUUAAGCUUAAUAAGUUCCUAGAUCUGUACAAACCUGUUCUCGAUUUCAACCUAGAGCUGCUAGAAAUUGCACUGAAGCAUGAAAUGAAGGCUUAUGAAGACUCAAAGAAGGAGAUUUUCUUCCUCAUUAGGGACCAUUAUAAAAAUUAUGGAGAGGUUAAGAAGUUCCUUUUGAACAUCCCUAUGAGCAAGAUCCCAGAUUCUAAGCCAAAUGAUGAAAUGAAAAAAGAAGUCACCGAAUAUAAUAGGAUCUUUACCUACUCGGGGGGAAUUUCCGAGAGGGGGAACAAACCGACUGAUAGGUACAUCCUUGGUAGACAUGCUAAAGAGCCUGUGUAUAUUCAGCCCAAGAGAUUUAAAAGGAUUAUAAAAAUACCAGUGAAGAAGAAAAAAAAUUUUAUAAAUGAUAAAAUCCAAAUUAAGGUCAAAUCGCCUGUCAAGGUUGGCCAACUCUUCCUUAGGAAGAAAGAAAACCCUGAGCAAGCCAAAAAGAAUAUAUGUGAGUAUCACAUAUUUUUAAACAAGAACCCACAGAAGGAAGACGAGGUAGAAGCCGACGCUGUUGCAGAUGCCUUUGCAGACGCCAUUGUAGAUGCUGAUGGGGGGAAUGUACCAAUGGAACAUAUAACAGUGUCCAGCCCCCUCACAAACGGUAGCAAUAUUUUAAAAAGGAUAACAAUUAGAAAGUUUUUUCGUAAAGAUUCCACUGCCGAUGAAAUAGCAAGAGAUCGUCCACUACCGCUAGAACGUGAAGGACAACCCGCACUACCCUGCCCAGAAUGCUCCCAGUACAUUGGCGAUGGCUGCUUUUAUGCCAUCCCCCUAAUUCACUUUAACUACCCAUCAGGUAGCAUGUACUGUAUACCCUGUUCUAAUUAUGACAAAAGUACUUAUGAGAAAUGCGCCUUUAAGGAGAAUUUUAUCAACCUCAAUUAUGGCAACAACUGCCUUGUGUGUAUCCCCGCUAGUGCACUUAACACCUGCCUCUGCAAUGUGAAUGGUAUAAACAGCUCCGCGCAAGAAAUCCUGGUGAAACAUCCGGAGGCCAUUUUGCAUUACCCGCAUGACCAGAAUUGUAUUUACAACAACGUAUGCACCAAUUGUGUCUAUCCCAAUGGGAAAAUCUUUAGCCUUUUUCAGAAAAGCUAUAUUUGCCCGUACUGCAAAUUAAGGAGACCGCCCAAGGAGGAGGAUCGCGGUGCUGGGUAUGGGAUUAAGGUGGCAUCCUGCGCCGGCCAGCAGGGCGGGUUCUCCGGACAGGCCAUGUCGAAUUUUACCAUCCUGGAUGGGGAUGAAGAUUGGGUCCGGGGGGAGGCCGCCUCUGGUGAGAAAUUACACAGUGAGGAGAAGCAGCACGAUGAGGAGAAGCCGCUCAAUGAGGAGAAACCACACGCUGGCAAAAAACCGCUUGAUGACAAGAAGCCAUAUGGCGGGGCAGAACCAGACCAGCCGCGGGACCCCAGCGAAGGGGAGCUGCCAAACCAAAGAGAUUUCCAAAAGACGUACAGGAUAGACGUGGUUACAAACGAGUACGACGAAGAAAGACAGGGAGCCCCCAAUCGGGUGGUGCCCCUAAGUAGCGAUUGCUUCGAUAAGGGCAACUUAAAGAGGAGAGAUGGGGCCCCCGAUGAGGAGGACGAGGAGGAGGAGGAAGAAGAAGAGGAGGAAGAGGAGGAGGCGAAAGAAGGGAAGAAAGGAAAGGAGACAGGUGGAGAGAAGGAGGGGGGGGAUGGACCAAAGGUGGGCGGAGCAGACGAGGAAAAUGGCGAGAAAGGCAGCGAAAAGGACGGUGAAAAGAAUGGCCAAAAGACCAUCCAGGGAGACGACGAAGGUGGAGUUAAAGGGAAGGAACAACCGUCGAGCAAGGAGGGAGACAACCAGAGGAACGACGCUGACCCGCGUAGGAACAACAAAGGAACGGCAAAAAAAGGGCCACAAAAGGAUGACGAAGCGGGGAAGAGGGACGUAAAACGAAAGGACAAAUCCGUCGUCACGGGUGAAGAUCUCGAAAUGGAAGAAGAGGACGAUGUCAUCCCAGAUGACGCCAGUAUUUACGAUUUUGGAGAAAUGCUGAAGAACGAUAAGCACAUGAACUAUUUUAAGGACCUGUAUUACAGCACUGUGCAUAACAAAGACAGCGAUGAGAACAAGAAGGAAGAAAAAAGCUUCCUCCUAAAUUUAAGGUUUUUAUAUAAGACCACAUUUUUUACUAGGAAAAAGACAGUUGUAAGUGCGUUUUUGAAAACACCUAAUUUGGACGUUACCUUCAACAAGGGGAAAAUCCUCUUGUUAUUCAAAAAUUUGUUCAGCAAAAUUUUUAAAGAUGUAGAUUAUAAAAUUAAGGAAUCGCUGGUGCAGAUGAUCCCGGUGGUGGAAAAUGAUGAAGAGGAGGAUGCAGAGCUAACUGGGUUUGACAUGGAUUUUGGAAAAGUCAAGUCGCACCAUGCUGGGUCGAUCAACAUGUUUAGGCAUUCCGUUUUUGACAUACACAAUAUGGCCAUUUAUUUUGUUGGGCCAGAUGAAAAGUACAUCCUGCUGGAGGACAUCAUUAGAGAGAUACACGAGGAAAGGGAGGGGGAACCCUCCGACGGGGUUGUGAGACGCUACCAAAAGGGGGACGCCCAGGAGGGGGAGACGUUCCCAAGGGAGGAAGCGGAGGAAGUGAACGAAGCGGAGGAAUCGAACGAAGCGGAGGAAGAGGAGGAGGAGGAGGAGGAGGCAAACGAGACGGGAGAAGAAGGGCCAAGCGAGGAGGCAGGCGAGGCUGAUGGCGGCGCCGGGCGGGGCGAGGACCCCGAUCAAGCGAGGCAUGCGGAGCAGGAGAAGGAGGCAGAACAGGGGAAAGAAGCAGAACAGGGGAAGGAAGCAGCACAGGCGAAGGAGGACCAGAAGGGGAGUUUUCAGAAAGGCGAAGCGGAGAAGGAGAAAGAAAAAGUGGACGAGCUGAAACUGAAAAAGGAAAAGCUGCAGCAGGAGGCGGACAAGUUGAUGCCCCUGCUUGGCGGGGAGACCCAAGGGGAAGAAGCAAAAUCGGCGGGCAGAUCGGCGGGCAGAUCGGCGGGCAGAUCGGCGGGCAGAUCGGCGGACAGGUCGACCGAUAAAUUAACGGACAAACCGACGGACAACCCGACGGAGGCCCCCCCCAGCGGAAAGGAAGCGGAAGGCGAAAGGGACCAAGAAGAGCGCAACGUAGACUUUUUGAAAAUCCUGUCGAAUUACGGAAGUCUGCUCUCCAAGGAGGACAUAAGCGUGAUCAAAGAUAACUUGAGCAACCUGGUCGUGGACAAGAGGAUAAUAAACGGAGGAGAAGUCAUCGAAAUUAUUAUAAAGAAGGAAGAGCCCACGCAGGAGAAGGAAGAGGCGGACGAGAGUACCGAUAAGUACGAAUCCAUUUCCAUUGACGGAGAUGAAGGAGUAGACGCGAUUAACGAAACGGUGAAGAAGUACAUGGAAAAAUAUUUCAGCGUGCACAAUAUACCAAUUUAUUACAUUGAAAAUGGGCACAUCUCGAAGAACACCAUCCACGUCACGUCAGACGUUAACUGCGAUUUGGAAAUGCUCAAGAUGAGCAUCCUAGGGAUUAGCAACAUUACAGAUAUGUCAAUAGAUCAGUUUAAUUUUUUCCUAGUCCCAAAGGAAGUAGACUUUUACAACCCAAGUAAAUUUCAGGAAAUUCCCCUCUCCAUUAGGAAUGUACAAGAUCUGUACAACUAUAGCAAAUCGAUAGGGAAAAAAAUCGUAAUAGCGUCGGUUGAUGAGAAAGACAUGGACAGUAUAAGACCCAAAAGUUUUGACUAUUUAUACGAGUCGAAUAGAGACGGUGAGGGGUUCCCCCCUGGAGAGGACGAGUUUGUGCAAGCGCUCGCGGAAUCUGAGGUGACCGAUGAAGAGGCGUCCCAAAAGAGCGACGAGGAGGCAUCCCAAAAGAGCGACGAGGAGGCAUCCCAAAAGAGCGACGAGGAGGCAUCCCAAAAGAGCGACGAGGAGGCAUCCCAAAAGAGCGACGAGGAGGCAUCCCAAAAGAGCGACGAGGAGGCAUCCCAAAAGAGCGACGACCAGGCAACCCAGCUGGGCGAAAACACCCCAUCUGGGGGGAUCAAAAUGAUGCUGAACAAGUCGAGCAAGAAAAAGGUGCCGGAUGAAAAACCCCCACAACGAAGUGAAAACGAAAUCGAGUACAUAAACAAAGAAAUAACCAUUUUGGAAGAUGAAGAGUUAUACGGAAAUGGAAGUUAUUACAACUUUUUUGAAAUCUACUUGGACAACCCGAGUAGAAAAGUGAACAUUUACAACGCACCGAUACAGAAAGCGUACACCUUAAAUCUAUUCGCAGUAGAUAUUAUGAACAAAAUAGUGCACGUGCCGUCUACAUUUAUAAAUACUAACUCGUAUAAGAAAGGCAUGUCCAUCCUGGAUAUAUACACUUGCCUAGAUUACUUCUCCUUUAAUAGAAAGACAAACGUGAUUAGCUCCAUCAUUUACGACAAAUCGCUCACCUUAUAUGAAAUUUUAAAGCACCUGAACGAGAAGGAGGAGCAUCUACUCAUUCGAAAUAAGAGGACAGAAGACUGUGCAGAUGUGGACAAUUUAAAAAAUGUAAAAAUCCCACAGUCUAUCAAUUUGAAGGAUUCCAAAAUUAUACACCUGGAAAUUCCCAUUUUUUACCUGGACGAUCAGUCAUACUUUUAUCAUGACAGGGUGACUCUGAUGAAUGUGCCGGAAAGUUUGACCGCUCUGGAGUUGUGCAAUUUGGUGAAGAACAUAAUCAACGCAAAGUUGAUUUCCUUCAACUUGAAUACACUUAAGGAUUUACAAAUUUUUACCAUUCGGGAGAAGAAGUGGGAAAAUGUGGAUGACCACUUACCCGUCAGUGAGUUAAAAAUGAACCACAAUGAUUUGUACACCAUAUUCAUUAAAAAUAAAUUUCUCACGAAAAAUAACUUCCAAUCUUUAGCUAACUUAGAAAUCGAUUUAGCCGAUAGCAACAUCUACGUAAAGAAGCUGGACAUUUACAUCAACUAUAAUUUUGGCCCCUACAGCCUGCACAACUUGUCUCUAUACAUUGGCGCCAACAAUUUGAAGCACCUGAUUUUGAGGAAUACCAAUGCCUUCAUAUCGGACUCCUUCUUGCGCGAGUUUUUCUUUGUGUACAGCAGGAGGCACCCCGUGGGGGGUGCUUGCCAGGCGGUGCGCGCCGAACCGGGUAGCGGUGAGUUGAGCGGCGAGCUGAGCGGCGCUCAAAUGGGCGGUGACCAACUGAGCUGCGGUAAACUGGGCGGAAGCCAACUGAGCGGGGGGGAAGACCCCGAAGUGUACAUCGAAGACGAGGAAGAGCCCAAGGGGGGGGGCAAAAAAAUCGCCUUCCUCUUCCUCCUCAACAUGCUGAGCAGGUUCUACAAGAUAAAAUUCAGUGCGAGCAGAAUGAUGGAGACCGUCCUGGCGUCGCUGUUCGAGCUGAGCGGAAAGGACUCAAACGAAAACCCACUACUGGAGGUGAAAAAAUCGUCCAAGAAAACCAAAAAUUUGGAACUGUACCUAGGGGACAACUCCAAAAAGAUAUCAGUAAAGAAUGUGCCCCUCGCAUUAUUGGUGUGGAAAUUCAUCAAUAUCCUGAUGAGGGGAUCCUUCAACAUCCCCGUGGAGGAGAAAGAAAAGCUGUACAAUUUAUUUGUAAUCGUUCCGAGGGAUAAGGACAGGGUGAGGAAUCACGACUACUACUUUAGCUCCACCCCUGGGUACACCAUAGAAGAAGUGGUAAAAAUUAUAGAAAAGGAUAACCUCCUCUUGAUGAAGGCAUACCCAGAUCAUCUUAACCACAUUCGGAACAGCGAGCAUUUCGACUCUUAUAUGAUGUUCCCCCUCGAUUCGCUACCCUCCGUAAUCGACUUUAACAACCCCGUUGGGUCUCUUAGCUUUUACGUGAACUACAAAAAUGAAAAAAAAAUUACACAUAUUAUUAACGUGCCAGAGAAGAUAACCACAGAUAAGCUGCUCAAGUCUAUACUGCUGGACAUGUACUCCAAAUGGCAGAAGUUGCCAAAGGAUGAGAAGAUCAAAUUUUCGCUCUACGUGGAUAAUGACGAAAUAACGGAUGUGAAGAAGUACAUCAAUUCUGGGCAGGGCGCCCAGUUACGCACCUUCAUUUCAUUGGGGAAAAAAAAUAAUGAACACAAACGGUCCAAAAAGAACUACGUCGACUUGGACAACAUAUCGGAGGUAGAUUCGAUUAACUUCUCCGAUGCGGAAUUGAAGACGGCUCAGCUGUACGAUAACGUCUUGAGGGAGAUCCUCGUGAAGGACUACAUCGACUAUAAUAACAUCUCCGUGAGUGGGUACACCCUCUCGAUAUACGUCUAUGACGGGGUGGCCUACAAACCGGUGGUCAUUUUUAACGUCCCCCUGAGCGCAACGAACAAGGACAUCAUCAACUUCCUCCUCAUAAAGGCGAAUCAUAUUAACACGAAAAAGUUGGUUGACGAAUUUUUGCUGCUCAACGAGGAGUCCUUCAUUUUGAUGAAGACAAAAACUAUCGUGGAGCAGAACGUCGUUUUUAUAGGGGAACUCACAGAGCUUAUCAAUUUGGACCGAACCAAACUGUACAUUGUGCACAAACCGCUAUUCACCCCCCUAGAUGAUGUAUUCAAAAAUGUGGCCGGCAGAAAGUACGACUUUAAGUCUGAAAAGAACACCGUGCUGAACGUGAGUGAGGAAAAGGGGACUCUCACCUUCAACCUCAUGUUUAACAAAAAUAAGAAGAGAGUUCUAACCGUUGUGAACAUUGCACACAGCAUGUACAUCACGGAGUUUCUACGAUUUGCCAUUGGCUACCAACGAAAGUGGAUCUACAAAUACGUGAACUUUUACCUCAUUAAGGGAAGCGAAAAGUACGUCUUAAAUGACUACAGGGAUGUCAUACGGUACGGAAGAACCAUCAGCGAAAUUUUCAAAAUGUGCAAAUCUGGAGACCCAUGCACGCUGCACAUUGAGAUUAUGGCGCAUGACUCAACCAACAAGGUGAAGAAGCCAAACCAGGAGGGCAAAGAAAAAGGAAGCGUAGUCAUAAAGGAGUUAAGGAGAAAACUCGUGGCGGACGAAAUUGACAAUAAAAAGUUGGACCUCUCCGUGGUCUGCUUCGAGUACAACGCGGGACUUUACGAGAAGCACAUUUUUGGCGCCUCACGAAUUUGUAACAUCCCGAAGAAUUACACCGUGGCGGAUGUGCUGACACACGUCAAGACCAAGUUGAAAGAAGAAACGAAGAUGAAAAAUGUAGACGAUCUGGAACUUCGAAUUAUAUUUAACGAAUCGUAUGUAACCAUACCCAAGGAGCUGAACAUGGAAUAUGUGAUUAAUUACUACUUCGCGGAUGCCCCCUCCAUCGUCUCCAUUUCGGAAAAGGAGGAAUUUUUAAACCUCAUACAUCUGACCCUGCAUGAUACCGUUAUGGAUAUAAAGAAUGACACCUUUGUGAAGAGGAGCAUACCCUUGUACAUAAAAAAGGGAAGGCACUUACAAAAUGUGAAGCUGAAAAAUAUCCCCUUCGGCAUUACGGAGGACAGCUUGGUAACCUACCUGCUAAAUUAUUUAACAAAAAAUUCGGAAGUGAUUAAAUUUAUGAAGGACAACACGUCCGUGUGCAUCUACCCGAACUGCGACUCUGUGUAUGUGCACUUGGAGAAGAAGCAGCUCUCCUUCGUAGCAUCUUUGUCGUACCACAUCGCCAUGAAGAAGAUCAUCUACCUGUCCACAGUGGAGUCGCAUGAGAACUUCUACAGCCAAAUGAGCCACUUCGAAUUCAACUUUGAAAAGUCUCAAUAUUGUAGCGAAACCAAGGCGGACAGAAGCAGCAGCAGCAAGGCCAGCAAGAAGAAGAAUAACUCAGAUGUGCUGAUGAACAUCGACGUGAAUAUUCACUUCCCAAAUGUACAUAGAACCGUUCGAGUGAAAAAUUUCAACAUGAAUAUGGAAAUAGAUGACCUGUUGAGCAAAACGUUUCAGUCUAUAACGACGAAGAGCUACAAGUGGAAGGACCUGUUCACCUUUGUCGGCAGCACGUCCAAGUAUAACAACCAUAAUGGUAAGGGGAAAGCCAAGCUAGAGGGGAAGAACCACCUGGAAGAUAAGAAGGCCAAGACGUUUAAGGACUACCUGAAUGAAGAGGGAAACAUCACCUUCAUCUUUAAGUCGGAACAUAGUGCGAUACACGAUUAUUUAAUUUCCAGAGUUAUCUACCUACCCGCUAUGAUAAACUACCAGACAAAAUACAUCUCUCUGAAAACGAGCAUUAGCGGCUUUCACAACAAUUCCACGACGCUGUAUGGGUUCCCAAGUUACUUAACCCCCGCAUUUACACUCACCAUAGUGCAGUACAAUUUUUUCAAAUUGCUUGGGAAGACCUAUUUGGACCUCUUCGGGUGCUCCUACGAAGAUCGGUUUAACGAAGAGGAUCUGUAUGAGCAUACGCACAUGGCGCUGAAAAAGAGCAACCCCAUUUUGAGUGAUUCCCUCAAGGGAGAAAGCAAAAAGGAAAAAAUGAGGCUUAUCAUGAGGGUCAGAAAAAAAGACGGCAAAUACAUCGACACGAUUAAAGAUCUGACGACCUCAGAAUUGAACAUAGAAUGUCAGAAGUUAGAAAAUGAAGAAGACAUGGAGGAGUGUACCGACAUGAUAUCCGCUCUCAACACGUCAUCCAUAUUCUGGAGGAGUGGCGUCUUAGGCUUUAUGGCCAACUCGGUGGUCAUCCGAGAUAACUACAACAACACGUUGAUGUUGCCAUACAUCGAUUUCAGAGUGAAUGAAAAAAUUCUUCUCCAAAAUAUUCUGUGCCAUAUUAACUUGUCGCCCUAUCUGUAUAAGCUCUUCGAAUUGACCCACAUCGACAAAAAAGGAAUCAGUUUUAAGAAAGGGUUGAAGAAUAGCGUGCCACACAUUCAGUGCUUGCUAUCCUACGGCUUUAGCAUUUACUUUGACCUUCACCAUAAUAAUAAGCUGGAUAAUUACUAUGGGUUCCAAAUGGGGGGAGUAGAAUCUUUUGAUAUAACCCAAGUACAUUCCUUCCAAAAUUUGCAUGAACAACAUUUCGUGGAGUUCUUUCUUCACAAUUCGGAUGGCUCACAUGUGUUUGUGAAGAACGUUUACAGAGACAUGACUGUCUCCACGCUCAUCAAUGAGCUGUCCAAGGCGAGACACCACAUCCACGGCGUGAGGUACAACGAGGUGUCCUCCUUUUACAAGCUCAUAUACAUCCUCGACGAAAAGGACGUUUUCGAAAUCAGGCCGGAGGCCUCCAUCGAAGACGUGUACGACAUUGUGCUGAGGUACUCCAAGUCGAACUUUGUCCUCAAGGUGGUGAAGAAGGCCGGCCAGGGGGGCAGCCCCAGUGCGGAAAGUGAUGCUAGCGGUGGGAGCGGCGGAAGCGAACGCGGUGGUGACGGUCGCGGUGGCAGUGCUGAUCGCAGCGCGGAGAGCGACAUGCCCGAGAUGCACCUGAGCACCUACCCCGCCAUCGUCGACCUGAGCCAAAACAACUUCCAAGUCAUCAUGUACCUGCAGCUGAAGCCACUGGAGAACAACAACCUCUUCAGAGACCCAACCGCCCCCAAAAUUAUUAUCAACAACGUCCCCUCCAGCACCUUCAUCGUUUCCAUCAAGGAGUACCUCCUCAUCUUAUUUAAGGACUACUUUGAGCGACUAGAACUUUCUCAAAAUUUCCACACCAAGUUUUACGAAUUUGAAAUCAACCUAGUAAUCGUCAGCUCGAAUCCAGUCACCAAAAAGAUACAGGAGCUGAACGCGAACAUUCUCAGCAACCUCACCGUGUCCAACUUUUACAGCGUCUACUACAACGCCGGUUUGGUUCUGCAGCUGGACAAGGUCAAAAUUUUCAAGCCCAACUUUUACAACGACUUUAUAAACCACUUUUCCUCCGUCGUCAUCGACUUUUCUUACCAGUCGCUUCAGAAGAGCUGA